AUGAAGCUUUUUAACCCAGCAACAGCUCUAUACCUUUUGGCUGGUUUACAGAUUGCUGAAGUCACGGCUACAGUCAAUACUUACACCAACCAAUUCUGUUUUACCAGAUAUACUUCAGAAAACCCUGCUACUAUCUUAACUACAACACACAUAAAUACAAUUCAAUCAUUUACCAUUUCCACAUACAACCCGUCAAAUAUAAUCACGGCCACGCCUCCAGGAAUAGCAAUUACCUCCAUCUCCACCUCCAUCUCCGUAGCCACAUCGACUGAAUUUCAAGGACCUAUUCAAACUCUUACAAGCAACAUCAUCUCUACUGGUACAGUUUUUCAGACAACAACUGUGAUUGAAACUACGGAAAUCGGCCCCACUGAAACGGUAACAGUGGCGCAAUCGACCGUAACUGUUCCCACAUCCCCUGGAUUCACCCCUUUGGCGAGCAAUCCUGCUGUGAUUUCAGGUGGAGGAGCAAACAAGGAGCUAAAGCUUCACCGGGAAAUCAACAAGCAAAAUAACGUCCACAAAACGACCAACGUCGGCGGAGAGACUAAUAUUCACAAAACAACCAUCAUCAACAUCAACAAGCCGACCAGAAAGCCAGCCAGUAUAAAUAUCCCCCACAAGUACCCCCCAAGAGACUCUAUCCCCAAAGAUUUGGUUGAUCCUCCUCAACCUAGGGGACAAAAUGAUGUUCACAAAACAACCAAUAUUGGGGGAGAAACCCAUGUCUUCAAAACAACUAACAUCAACAUCAAUAUCAACGUUAAUACACCAACAAAAAGGACAACCACUAAAGCAACCAGUACCAAAAGCAGAUAUUAUCCCCAUCACUAUCCUCCGAGAGAUACUACCCCAGAGCUGGUCGAUUCUUCAGCUGCUCAAGUCAGAGAUAUUGAUCUCGAGACUAAAUCAAAGAGAUCGUGGUUUGAUUUCUGGCCUUCACACGAUAAAAUCAGAUAUCCUUACUUGGUGCGCUGUCAAGAAGAGGUCCGAGUAAUCAGCACCGAAGUGAUCACUCUUCAGCCGCAAGAAGCAACUACUACAACUCUACCUCCACAAACCUCAACUUCCGUUGUAGUAUCGACGACAACACAUAUUGUUACAUCAGCACCAUCUACAACUACUACAAUUGUCCAAGUUGAAAAUGUCACAUCAACAAGCACCGAAAAAGAUAUCAUCACGCAUAGUACUCCUGCUACAACAACUUCAUUCACACCACAAGCUACACAAUAUGAUAUGUGCCAGUCAAACAAUCUAAUAUCUGCCGUGGGAAACGCCGAAGUCUUUACCUCUUAUCCUCGCCUUCCUGCAGUCAACACCACGAUCGCGUGGACAUACAUAGGGGAACCUUACCCUCCACCUGAAGAUUGCUGCGCUCUUUGUGCACAAUCAUCUUCAUGUGUUGGAUACUCCUACGACAUAGAUACGAGAACUGAUUCUUUACCUGGCCCUCAAGUAUCUUGUUCGAUAUGGGAAGAUGCGGUCAAUGUUUGCAAUCCUGCUUCGACUCGCUUCAACUUUUGCGUCUCUCCAACCUUCCCCAAAUGGGACUUUUCGCGCGUAGUAGGAAAUGCUAAUUGCGGACAAGGAGAGCUCGAGAUAUACUAA
Messenger RNA from Sclerotinia borealis F-4128, 1608 nucleotides. The record is from the annotation of a GenBank genome assembly. NCBI's taxonomy places the organism in Eukaryota, Fungi, Ascomycota, Leotiomycetes, Helotiales, Sclerotiniaceae.